Messenger RNA from Pogona vitticeps (central bearded dragon), 1935 nucleotides. RefSeq names its product MSL complex subunit 1 (gene MSL1). Lineage: Eukaryota; Metazoa; Chordata; Lepidosauria; Squamata; Agamidae. Gene Ontology annotation, cellular component: MSL complex. The record is from RefSeq and is a predicted model, not a curated record. Gene Ontology annotation, molecular function: chromatin binding.
CCUUCGGAAGAGCCCCAUGGGGGCCGGCGGGGGCGCCUCCAGCCAGGCGGCCUGCCUUAAGCAGAUCCUGCUGCUCCAACUGGACCUUAUUGAGCAGCAGCAGCAACAGUUGCAGGCCAAGGAGAAGGAGAUCGAGGAACUCAAGGCCGAGCGGGACACACUCCUUGCUCGAAUUGAGCGUAUGGAAAGGAGGAUGCAGCUGGUGAAGAAGGACAAUGAGCGUGAGAAACACAAGAUAUUUCAAGGGUAUGAAACAGAGGAAAAGGUUGACCCUGAAAUACCAGUACCAGAGAAAUUGCCUAUAGAAUGUCCACCACAAGAGCUUCUGGAGAUGUCCCAGCCGCUGCCUUUGAAACACUUCCCAUAUGGAAGGAAUGGGAAGGGUCACAAAAGAAAGUCUCCGUUUGGAAGUGCCGAGAGGAAAACUCCAGUAAAGAAGCUGGUGGCUGAAUUUUCAAAAGUCAAGUGUAAAACACCAAAGGCUUCUCCGCUGAAAGACGAACCCAGCAGUUCUUUAACUGAAUCAGUUAGUAGGCGUGAACUGCGAAGUCAGGAGACUCCUGAGAAAGCUCAAUCAUUGGGGGAUGCUCCACUGAAAUCCUCAGCCUCUUUGAAAGGGCCUGGGUGUCAUUCAAAGGACAAGAGUUCCUACAGUGAAAUAGAAGACUUGCCCUACCUUUCCACCACUGAAAUGUACUUGUGCCGGUGGCACCAGCCACCUCCUUCACCGUUGCGAGAACCUUCUCCCAAGAAGGAGGAGACUGUAGCAAUUCCAUCAUGGAGGGACCACACGGUAGAGCCUUUGAGAGACCUGAAUUCUUCAGAACUUUUGGAGAAUUUAGAUGACAGCGUCUUCUCCAAACGGCAUGCAAAGCUGGAAUUGGAUGAGAAGAGGAGGAAAAGGUGGGAUAUUCAGCGGAUCCGAGAGCAAAGAAUUUUGCAGCGACUGCAGCUCAGAAUGUAUAAAAAGAAAGGAAUUCAGGAAUCUGAACCUGAAGUUACCUCAUUUUUCCCAGAGUCAGAUGAUGUUGAAAGCUUGCUGAUCACCCCUUACUUGCCUGUUGUAGCAUUUGGCCGACCAUUACCAAAAUUAACCCCACAGAAUUUUGAACUGCCAUGGCUGGACGAGCGAAGUCGCUGCCGGUUAGAGAUGCAGAAAAAACAGACACCUCACAGGACAUGCAGGAAAUAGGUGUGUCCAACUAGGAGAAUCCUCUGCCUCAAUGGUUGGCCUGUGUUGUAUGCAGCAAAUGGCAGAGAACUGUGUAUGUUCUGUCAUGUCACUCUCACCUGCCCCACCUCGAUGUAUGUUCUUGUUCGUUCUAAAUAUUUUUUAAUGUUUACCUGUGAUCUCCUUCCCCCCCCCCCCCAAAUGUCCUUCAUAUCUUUUCCACUAUUUCUUUUACUUGGGAGAAAGUCCUGGGGUUUGUAUAGGGGCAAAGGUUGACAACUGGUUGAACUGUAAUUGUCCAUGUCCAUUUACAGACUGUGAAAAGGUGAACAAGCAUAAAAAUAUAAUGAAACUGUUCCCUUUGGUAAGUUACCACACAUGCGAAACCCACUUCUACUUUCAUGCGGUUCUUUAAAAUAUUUAGCCUCCUAGUUAAGGCAAUAAAACGGAGAAAGAAGGUGUGAUGCAUCCAAACACAUUGGGCAAAGAGAGGUUUCCAUUUGACCUGCUGCCUGUUAGCUGGUCUCCUAUAAAGUAUCUGCAUAUAAAUCCAUGCUUUUCCUCCUGCCUUUUUUGGUUCUUCAUGUGCUGCUGUCGUGUUUUCAUUUUUAAAAUGGGCUUAUCCUGUUCAUGCCUUCUGCUUCUAAUUAAAGGAGGGUGGGUCAUUUAGUCUUGACUUUGUAAUAGUGACCACAAAGGGCUGUGUGCCUCUGACCAGUCUGUCACACCAUUAGUUUUGUCAGAACACUUGUCGUAACCCUGAA